AUGGUCACCGUUGCAAAGAACGCGCCACGUGGCGCAACCAGCGCGCCGCGACAGUCGCUGACCAUUGUUGAUAACCGCACUGGCAAGUCUUACGAGCUGCCCAUUACCAGGAACUCCGUGUUGGCUACGGAUAUCAAGAAGAUCAAGGCCGCUCGCGGCGAGGACCGCGCGGAGGAUGAGACCGACCAGGGUCUCCGAGUCUACGACCCGGCCUACAUGAACACCGCCGUGGUCCAGAGCAACAUCACCUACAUCAACGGCCAGGAGGGCAUCCUCCGGUACCGCGGCUACCCCAUCCAGCAGCUUGUCAACAAGUCGCAUUUCUUGGAGUCAGCGUUCCUUCUCAUUUACGGCGAGCUGCCGACAACGUCACAGUACAACAAGUGGCAAGAUGAGAUUAUGCACCACACCUACAUCCAUAGCGAUAUCGAGGGCAUGUUCAAGUCGUUCCGCUACGACACACAUCCCAUGGCCAUGUUGCAAGCAUCCUUCUCAUCAAUGGGUGCCUUCGCUCCCGAGUCGAACCCGAGUUUGCAGGGCCAGAAGCUGUACACCAACGCGGCUUCAGGCGACCUCGAGGCCCUCAAGAUGCUCGACAAGCAGAUCCUCCGCAUCAUCGGAAAGGCGCCCACGGUAGCUGCUGCCUCAUACCGCAUGCGCCAGGGCAGACCCUUCAACCGCCCGGCCCAGGGACUCAGCUACACCGGCAACUUCCUCUACCUGCUCGACCACCUGAGCGGGCACGAGUACCAGCCUCACCCCGUUCUGGAGCGCGCCCUCGACGCGCUCUUCAUCAUCCAUGCCGACCACGAGGUCAACUGCUCCACCGCCACGGUCCUGCAGGUCGGCUCAAGUCUCGUCGACCCGUACAGCGUCGUCUCCGCCGGCUGCGCCGCGCUCUACGGCCCUAGCCACGGCGGUGCCAGCGAGAGCGCGAUCCGCAUGCUGAUGGAGAUCGGCAGCCCCGAGAACGUGCCCGCCUUCAUGCAAAAGGUCGAGAAGCGCGAGCGCGUGCUCGUCGGCUUCGGCCACCGCGUCUACAAGAACGUCGACCCCCGUUCGACUGCCAUCCGGCAGCUGGCCGAGGAGGUCUUUGCGGUUACAGGCCGUAACCAGCUCCUCGACACGGCGCUGGAGCUUGCAAAAUAUGCCCGUGAGAGCGAGUUCAUGAAGAAGCGUAACCUGUACCCCAAUGUCGACUUCUACUCUGGCCUCAUCUACCAAGCCAUGGGUUUCCCGCUUGACUUCUACCCGGUUCUGUUUGCCGUCCCCCGCUGCGUUGGAUGGCUGGCGCACUGGAGGCAGCAAAUGCUGCAAAAGGGCGGCGUCAAGAUCUGGCGCCCGCGUCAGUUGUACAUUGGCGAGGGAGAGCGGGAGUACGUUGAUGCGGACAAGAGGCAAGAGAAGAAGAGUAAGACGGUGUUUGAUGAGCCUGUUCAGGUCAGCCAUGGUGGCGACAGCAAGAGGAAUGAGCUUGCUACUUUCAAGGAUGAGAUGGGACAUGCCUGGAGGGGUCGUUCGAAGCUUUGA
This is a messenger RNA of Colletotrichum abscissum, 1530 nucleotides long. RefSeq lists its product as uncharacterized. The record is from RefSeq and is a predicted model, not a curated record. The transcript has a single exon. Lineage: Eukaryota; Fungi; Ascomycota; Sordariomycetes; Glomerellales; Glomerellaceae. Gene Ontology annotation, biological process: tricarboxylic acid cycle; carbohydrate metabolic process. Bases 1 to 1530 code for a protein of 509 amino acids. Gene Ontology annotation, cellular component: mitochondrial matrix.